Molecule: messenger RNA, 3019 nt
Organism: Carassius auratus (goldfish)
Lineage: Eukaryota; Metazoa; Chordata; Actinopteri; Cypriniformes; Cyprinidae
Product: coiled-coil domain-containing protein 62
Exons: 14
Coding region: 396-2525 (709 amino acids)
Source: RefSeq, a predicted model, not a curated record
CGUUGGACAGCCCCGUUAAGCGCGGAUCCUAACAUGCCGUUUGAGAAUUCCGAAAAUAAUCACCCGCUUCUUAUUACAUACAUUUCACACUGAAUCUGAAUGCAAAUAUUUAAUUGCACACUUUUUAAAACUUAAAAGUGAUUUUGAUUAUGAGUUAGGCUGUUUAGGUUGCAUUUAUUGUUGUUUUUUAAUCCCGAGUGUUUUGUUUACACUUAAAUAAUGCAUUUUUAAAAACAAUCAAACUAAACUGUGUGUCAUAAUCAGGCACCGAUAACAAGAUAUUGAUAUUGUGCAUCGCUAUGAUGUUGGCGCUGCUGUUUUGUUCAUUUAAAGUGAAGUUAGUAGUAAAACCAAGUCUUGUCUGCUAGUUCAGACAUUUGUCUGUCAGUGUUUCAAUGCGAGACGUGAUGGAGGGCUUCAAGGAAACAAGAAACUCUAAAACCCUUGGAAGUUUUUCGAUAUCAAAAGGAUCUCCAGUGGAGCCCUGGCACAGUACUCCUCUAAAAAAGAAUCUUUUUGCUGCUAAUGAGGCGCCAGAUUUUUCCUCCACCAAACUCAGAGAUGAAAACAGAACAAGGCCUGCGAGACUGAGUCUACAUGACCUCUCAGAACCAAUGUCCUCUUUCUCAUUAACACAGGACUUCCAGAUCCCAGUUAAUGGAUUGGAGGUCUCCACUAUCCAGAGGCAGCGUCUGGAGCUGCAGCUUCUCAUAGCAGAACUGAAGGACCGCGACCAGGAGCUCAACACCAUGGCAGCAGCCCAUCACAAACAGCUGUUGUCCUGGGAGCAGGACCGUCAGAGAGUGCUGAUCCUGGAACAGAGAUGUGCCCGACUGGAGGAUGAGCUGGAGAAGCGUAACGAGUUGAUCAGAGCUCUCAGUAAGAGGACGAAGGUGGCUGAAUCGAGAGAGAAAGACUUGUACAGAGAGCUCAACAGCACACAACAGCAGCUUCACGAGCUGAGCUGCACACAGAUGAACACCACCAGACAUGAGCAGGACAUGGAGGAGCGGAACCAGAGUCUGAACUCCACGGUCAUGAUGCUGUCAUCACAGGUGGGACAGCUGCAGGUGCGCGAGGAGGAGCUCAGCUCCAUGCUCAAACUGAAGGAUAAAGAUAUGAUUGAGGCCACCAAUCACAUUUUAGAGCUCUCUGGUCGUCUUUGCGAACUAGAGAAAUCACUCGAACAGCUGCGAACACGUGAGAGCAAAACACUGCAAGAAAUGGAGGAACACAAACACCGUUUCAGAGAGAGCAGACACAAAAACGCACAGCUUAAAGCCGAGCUUCAGGAGAAAACCAUCGAGAACAACAGCCAGAGAGAAGAGCUCAUCCGCUAUAAGCAGGAAAACCAGCUGUUGAAGAAAGACAUCACUUCUGUUGAACUUCAGAUGAUGAAUGAAGAUAAAAGCUGGAGGGAUGAUUUACUUGAACUCUCCCGAUCAAAACAAGCUCGAGUGGAAUCUGAGCUGCUCUGUCUGCGGCAGGUGUGUGAAAGCCAACAGAAUGACCUCCAGCUGCUGAAGUUGAACUUGGAGAGCGCCAGAGAGACACUCCGACAUCAUGAGGGUCAAAGGUCACAUGAGAGGGCUGAUUCUGGUUUAGGAGACAGUCAUGUGCUAGAAAACAGUGAUCAUCAGGAAGGGACAGAACUUGAAACAGGGCUAAUGUCCACCCUGUGCCAUAGCACAAGUGGAAAUGCCCCAUCGAUUUUAAUGCAGCGUCCUUGUGUUGAAAUGGAAACACAGACUGACUUUGAGCAUGACUUUGGCACGGCUUUGAGCACCACAAACCAUGAAUUCACAGAGCUUUCAGCUGUAGUGGAAAGUUGCUGUGGUGCCAACAUUAAGAACAGCUGUGCGACUAGCCAGUGUGACAUCAGUGAACAAGAAUCACCCAAGAUGGAAAUGAGGGAAAGAGCGAACAACUGUGUUGAGCCGUCAUCCCAGUCUCUCUGCUGUGAUAAUGCUGACAGCCCAUCAGAAGAGCCACACUGUCAGGCAGUGUAUUGUGACACUAGAGCUGAUGUGGAUGUAAUGGCUGUCAUUGACUAUGAUUCAGAGACAGGAACUCCUGUCUGUGUAGUCGAUGUGGAUAUCAGUCCAAGAAUCUCUUGCACAGCAGAUCUGAGCCUUCUUCAUCUGGAUUGCCCCUCCCCCUGUCACAGAAGUAGGCGGAGCUCUGUCUGUUUACCCGAUUCUACGCUUAGCAUUGAACUCUGUGCAAAUGAUGUAGCUCGCCAUGGCAAUGAGGAGGGCUACAUCUCGUCCACAUCACGGUUACAGCGUCUGCUGGCCGAGUCUCAGGAAAUGGUGGCAAGUUUGGAGAAUUCUACCAAGAAAUCUGUGAGCCCAACGAAACCUCAGAGCCCAAUGAACCGUGAUGUCAUUUGUCACCUCCAAAGUAAUCAUGGCAACGGCAGCCACUCCCAAUCCUCCACCCUUAGCCAGGAGGGCAGACAAACACACGGGGAAAGAGACUCCCAGAUCGAAAGCAGCCCACGUUUGCAUCAAGGAAACAAGUAAUGUGGUCCAUAAAGCCAGCAGAAGCAGCGAAUCCCCGCUUACUUCCAUCUUCUCCACAGCUUCUGAAAAUAAAUCAGUUCUUUGCAACCAAAGAGGAGUUUUGUGAAGCUAACAAGUAGUUUUAACAGAUUUACAUUUUUAUCAAAGUCUAUUUUUAUGAUACGUGUAUUAAAAUAAGCAUUAAUGAUUAAUGCUACAGAAGCACUACCUCUGAACAAUGUAAAGACUGUCGUUAUUUAUAAACUACUUUCUUCAAGUGUUAAACCUGUCAUACAAGAUGACACAGUGGUGCUGGUUGUUUUUUGUGUCAUUCCAGUUUCACUGUCAUCAAACAGGUUUGGUUUCAGAGAUAAUGAACUGUGAUGUGGCUCUUGUCCCGAUCAUUGUUUCACACCUGAAAUGCAGUCUUGUUCUCACAGUAAGGACAAGGAGCCACCGAAAUUUGCCUGAUCUCAGGACAUUUGAAAGAACAAUAAAGGUCUUUACAUGCUGUC